Messenger RNA from Conger conger (European conger), 2454 nucleotides. RefSeq names its product phosphoinositide 3-kinase regulatory subunit 6-like. Gene Ontology annotation, cellular component: phosphatidylinositol 3-kinase complex, class IB. Gene Ontology annotation, biological process: G protein-coupled receptor signaling pathway; positive regulation of MAP kinase activity. The transcript is spliced from 16 exons. Gene Ontology annotation, molecular function: 1-phosphatidylinositol-3-kinase regulator activity. The coding region runs from base 173 to 1882 and encodes 569 amino acids. The record is from RefSeq and is a predicted model, not a curated record. Lineage: Eukaryota; Metazoa; Chordata; Actinopteri; Anguilliformes; Congridae.
GAUCGCAGACAAAAAUGGAUGCAUCAUUCCACUGCUUCUAACCCUCAUCUAUGUUAUUUUUCAGUCGGUGUACAUUCCAAAGGACCUGUAUGAUAGAGCUUAUGCUGCCUGCAGGAGCCUCCUGAAGCUGCCAAAGCCCUACUGCGAUGUGGGUCUGGCCUGUGUCAGGCACAUGCAAGUGGAGAGGUCCAAACCAGGUGCUCUGUACCAGAGGACAGUGAUUGCCGAACACAAUCUGUGGAAUGAAUCUUUCCCAUUCCAGGAAAUGGUGUUUGUGUUUGCCGAUGCAGCCCUGUUCUCUGGCCCUCUGGGAGGGGCGGUGCAGUGGCAUCUGGAGUCGGGAGCGUCCCAGCAGCCCCGGGCCUCGCACAUGCGUACUGUGCUGCUGCACACCCUGCAGGCUGCGCUGGGAAACAGCUGCCAUGGCAACGCUCUCGCCUGUGCUCUGAAGGACGCGGUCGGGACCACGGAGACCUACUUCCAGGAAGUGGUGGAAGCCGUGGAGCACAACUCUGAGGAAGCCGGGGAGCCGGCCGGCGGAUACAGGGACAGACUGCAGCGACUUUACCGCCACAUCCUGUCAGCGGGAGGCCAAGGUGAGGCGUCUGGUGGCUCUAUGUGUGAGACUCCUCUUCCCACCCCUGUUGUUAGGUAUCACCUGUGGCAGGAGGAGGACAAGCUGUGGCUGCCGCUGGAGAAAUGGAUUCAGCAAAUUUCCACAGAAACAACACCAGCUAUGCAAAAGUCCUCCCGCAUCUCUAGAGACAGUGGUAUAGAGGGAGACCUGGCUGAGAACGAGACCUCGGAGGUGCCGGCGGGCGGGUCCCGGGUGUGCCAGCCCCAGGGAGGAUCGCAGAUGCACCGUGACGCCUCCGGGGAGCACAAGUGGGUCCGGAAGCACUGUGUGAAGAAGAAGCCUCCGGGCCGGGCCAACAGCCUCCCAGCCAUCUCACGGGAAUUCUCCAUCGACCUGGAUCUCGACGAGGACAGGGACACAAAUCUGUUCCACUUCACCGCCUCUGUGGUGGUCAUGGGAGAUGACCGGGUCCUAGGGAGGCUUGCUGAGGCUUAUCACGCCCUCAGGACAGGUGGGGAAAGUCUUCCUCUGAUGAGCAGAGUGAACCUGGAGAUAUAUUACAUUCCAGUCACAGACCAGCAUACCACAAUGGAAGGUACCGGAAUGGACUAUCUAGAUGUGGCCUCUCAUCUGGGAAGGGUUGACCCGUGGUACGAGUGCAACAUCAACAGCCUGGCACAUUGGAUCCCCACUCUGGAGGAAACUGCAAAGACCAGCAGGUCAUGGGAUCCCAACCCCUUCUUGCUGGAUGUCCUCUCCUACUACAAGCGCACAGCUUGGCAACCAGUACACUUCACCAUCUACUCUGUCAAGAUCACUCACCCGAACCAAACUCUGGAGCGAGUGUUUCUAACGCACCUGGAGGUAGAUUUUUCAGAAUGGAUAAACACCAAAGUAGAAACUGCGAAGAAGGAGACAACCCCUACAUUGUGUGGGCCAGUUGUUUCCAUAACAUACAGAAAGGUGUCUCUGAACAACAGACACGUGGAAAAGGGGAAAUCAUGCAGGACAACUGGUGUUUUAAUCAGCGCCAUUCCCUCCGAUGAAACAGAAGACCUGAACCAUGAUCAGCUUACUCUAAGCUUUAAGGAAACAAAAACAAGCGCGGAGUCCCUGAUCCGGAGCCGCAACAUUAAAAUCAAGACACUGGAAAACAAGAGCUUCACUGUACGUUUGGACAAAGAUACUCGCAGGACAUAUGAAGACGUUCAGAGUAUUGAAAUAUCUCCGUGUCAGAAUCCUCGUUGCAUUGAAAACAAAGACCUGACUCUGCCAAUCAACACCUUCUCCGGCAGCAACCAUUGAUUGACAGGCAGUGUAGCCAAAGCCAUCUAGAGAAGUGGAGAGUGAUUAAUAAAGCUGCCAAUGAUACUUCAACAGCUCUCUCAGACUCAGAAAUGUGGACUAUGAGUUGGAUUUUUCAGACAUUAAAGAGGGCUUUGUAUUAAGAAACUAAAGCCGGGUGGAAGUUUGACUGACCAGCUAUUACUGAAACCAUUUUGUGAGGGCCUUUGACUUCAGAUUGUUCUUGAGCAUGUCCAACUGUAUUCUAUUUGUAGAAACCAAUUUUCAAGCUACCUUUUCUUGGAAUCGUCUGUUAUAAAACAGACCUUUCCAUUCUGCUACCUCUGUGUGCCUGGCCACUCCCAUUCUGUGUGCCUGCACUUCCUGUUCACAUUUCUGAUCUGUUCUGCAGAAACCCUGCCCAUGUUCCCAUGCAGACUGAAGAUCCACCUAUGCAGAUUCUACCCUGACUCUUUAGUUGCUUUCUUUCUUUCUGUCUUUAGAUUUGCUUGUGGAGUUUUCUUUUGUUUGUUACGAUGUAAAAUUAUAUUCUUACAGUAGCAAUAACAUUACACUUACUCAUUAUAAAUGGG